Cetraspora pellucida is the source of this 123-nucleotide messenger RNA. NCBI's taxonomy places the organism in Eukaryota, Fungi, Glomeromycota, Glomeromycetes, Diversisporales, Gigasporaceae. The record is from the annotation of a GenBank genome assembly.
AAUGUUUGGAAUAUAAAGAUAGGUGGUGUAACAGUUUUUAGAGUGGGUGGUGUAACAGUUUUUAGGGUGGGUGGUGUAACAGUUUUUAGGGAUGGGGUAACUGUUGCUAAAAGGGGAGAGUAA